AUGCAAGCUUCGAACACCCCAGGGGAGACCGCAUCUCAAUUGAACCAGCCGGAGGGGGAGACGCCCAAGUUGACUACCGAUGUUGCGAACAUUCAAAAUCCAGACGCUGCAACAGGUCGGAGGAAAAGCAGCACUGCGUCCAUGGCGAGGGGUCAAGUGCGACGUCCGUCCAUCCGCAAGAGCCCUUCCCACCGGGGAGCAAGGCGAAUAUUACGCCGCUACCACGACUGGAAGACCGAGCACAUGUACUUGAGCCGAUACUCCGUCGAGAAAAUGCUCGCGUUCGAAGAAUACCAGCAAGUUGCGAGUCCAGGACGCGUGUUCGCCGUCAUCGCUCUCACGCCACUGCCUGGUCUUCUCAUCAUGAUCCUGUUGGCAGCUAUUCCGCUGCAAAGCCCCCUUCUUGGACUGACGGGGAACCCUGGCUUCUUCGUUCAGUCGUGGCUCGCCUACACGACCGUGACUCUGGCGCUGAUGUUCUUCAACCGAGCCUCUCUCAUGUUGCCCAAUUCUGCGUACUCCCACAAGCAGUGCUUUAUCGUCGCGUUCCUCACUGCGGGCUUAAACGAGCUGGCGAUGCUCGUCUUGGGCGCAUUGUGGAGGUUCCCCAUCCCGUUCCGUUGCCUUCUAGGCAUUCCGACGUACGCUAUGAGCCUGCUCUUCCUCCACCGCGUGGUGAUCAGCAGGAAGUGGCUGUAUUAUCGAGACGAGAUCGUCGAGUACCUCCCGCUCUUCUGCGCCCAGGCAUCCACGCUCUUCAACUUCGAAGGUGUGACUCUGGUCUUCGCGCACGUCCCCGCGCACGUGCAAGCUGUGAUCACCGUCGCGUUCCCCGUCCUGCGCGCUGUGAUCAAGCGCUUCAUCUGGCGCUUCUCCCGCUGCCUCGAAGACAUCAGCCUGGACGUAACGCUGUGCGUCAUGGAAAUCUUCGGGUCGCUCUUCCAGAACGCGUGUCUUCAGAGCGCACGGUCACCGGUAAUCGGUGGCCUCAUGAUCGUCGUAGACUUCGUCCAGGCCAUGGUGGAAGUCAAGAUGUACGUGGCGCACAAGUUCGUCGUCGACGGGCGCCAGACCACGAAGACGGCAGUCAGAAUCAUCGAAGGAGCGCUGUUCCCGGGGGCUCUCAGCUCCAGUAAAGCGCGCGGUCUCGCCAAACUCGACCCGAAGCAAGCGGUUAUGGGCGUGUCCCGCAAAGGGAGCUCCGUGCUGCUGAACCCGUCCGACGUUUUCGCCAAGCCCGAGAAACUCAACGUUAACAACUCCAGAAGGAUGUCCAGGAUCGCGUGUCUGACCAACGGCUCGCAGAACAUGCUGGACCUCGACACGAUUGAGCCCGACUUAACCGCCAAAUCCACUCGUGAACAAGCUGCACCCCCAGAAGCCAAGUGA
Molecule: messenger RNA, 1389 nt
Organism: Phytophthora sojae
Lineage: Eukaryota; Oomycota; Peronosporomycetes; Peronosporales; Peronosporaceae
Exons: 1
Coding region: 1-1389 (462 amino acids)
Source: RefSeq, a predicted model, not a curated record